AGAGAGAGAGAGAGAUAGAGAGAGAGAUAGAGAGAGAUAGAGGGGGAGAGAGAGAGAGGGGGAGAGAGAGAGAGAGAGAGAGAGGCAGGCAGCGUUUUCUUGGGAUUAAAUCGCUUCACCGUGCCUCAUUCAUGCCCAUUCUGCCGGCGUAGAAGUUCGAGCGCUUUAAAAGCCCGAAACUAAACAGGCUGCGAGCUGCUGCCCUCGCUUGAAGGUUGCUUCUCCUUUUUUUUUUUUCCUUUUUUUUUCGGAUACUUUUUUAUUUCGGGUUUGUGAUGUUGGCAUGCAAUCAUGUACGUUAUGUUGGCCAUCCGCUCGUAGCAGUCCUGUAGACAGACCAGUCCGCGGCGAUCCUGGAUAGCAGCCGUCCCCCCGUUUUGCGUACCGGGCGCAGGAGCAGGCUGGAUGAAGGCGUUCUGAGCAGCAUGUUGCAGUGCGUCGUUCGCGCGGCUCCGCUGUUGUAGAUGCGACGAAGCCGCCUUGACUCGAAUGCUGCGCCGCCGCCGCCGCUGCUGCUCCUCCGCUGGCUGUGCACGCGUCGCACGGCCAUUUAACACACAUUGAUGGUGCACGACGAUCCUAGAAGUAUCUGUAGCACUCGGAUACAAUAAGACUAAAAAAAAAAAACAUAUAGAUUUUCAAAUUGUCGUAUGUUCAGGACGAAACGCUCAGGUCUUGUGCGGCGACUCUGGAGAAGCCGUUUGAUUCCAGAUAAAGACGGGGAAGAUGGAAAUGGCACAACUGGCGAGGGCUGUAGGGACGAUGUGUUCGGCAACAACCCAGAGAAAAUUCCCAAAACGGAGUUUAGACCGAUGACCCCCAGCGGGUCGCCUGUGGUGGGGGACACGGGGGGCGUGUGUACCCGGAGCCCCGCGGAGAGCGGCGGGUCGGGGGUUACUUCGGACCAAGAUGGGGGGGCGGUGUGUGUGCACCGGGAGCAGGGCAGCCCUCGCUCCCUGCAGGACAGCGAAUGCAGGACGGUGACGUGCUGUUUGUUCAAAGACCGGGACCACUCGCAAGUCCGGGGCCCGGAUCCGGCUCAGGGUCGGGAACCAGGGUCGUGCCACUUUGUGCUGAGGAGCCUCGGACCUCGGGACAGCGACUCCUCCGAGACGCAGGAGCCGAUGCCCCGCACGGUGCUGGAGCAAGAACUGAAAUCAGCCACCUAUUCUCUUUUAAAGAGGCUAAAGGAAAAAACCUUGGAUACCUUAUUGGAAGCAGUGGAGUCCAGAGGAGGGAUGCCCAGCGACUGUGUCAUGGUGUCCCGGACGGAGCUGAGGUUGGGGGGUCACAUGGCAUCUCCACAGCUGCUGGUGUGUAAACUGUACCGCUGGUCUGACCUCCAGUGUUCAGCCCAGCUUAAACCACUCUGUGAGUGUAAGAGCUUUGGGGCCCUGGACGGUCCGACAGUAUGCUGCAACCCCUAUCACUAUAGUCGGCUCUGUGGGCCAGAGUCACCCCCGCCCCCUUACUCGAGACUCUCCCCUAGCGAGGAACACAAGCCACUGGAUCUGUCAGACUCCACGUUGUCUUACACUGAAACGGAGGCAGCCGGUUCACCAAACACCACGCCGGGGGAAUUCUCAGAUGCCAGUCUGUCGCCCGACGCCCCCAAACAGAGCCACUGGUGUAACGUGGCGUACUGGGAGCACCGCACGCGUGUGGGCCGCCUCUACACAGUGUACGAGCACGCUGUCAGCAUCUUCUACGAUCUACCUCAGGGCACGGGCUUCUGCCUGGGCCAGCUCCACCUGGAGCACCGCAGCAGCACCGUACAGCGGACGCGGGGCAAAAUCGGCUACGGCAUCCUCCUGAGCAAAGAGCCCGACGGCGUGUGGGCGUACAACCGCAGCGAGCAUCCCAUUUUCGUCAACUCGCCCACCCUGGACGUGCCCAGCAGCAGGACCCUGGUGGUGCGCAAGGUGAUGCCGGGCUACUCCGUCAAGGUGUUCGACUACGACCGUUCGUGCCUGCUGAGGCACACCACCGCCGAGGCCGACUUCCUGGACGGGCCCUACGACCCCAACAGCGUGCGCAUCAGCUUUGCUAAAGGCUGGGGCCCCUGCUACUCGAGACAGUUCAUCACCUCCUGCCCCUGCUGGCUGGAGAUCCUACUCAACAACCACAGAUAACACAGAUGGACCCCCCCCCCCCCCGCCCACAAACUAUCCCAAAUAUCAUCUACCUAGAUUUAAUAUAAAGUUUUAUAUAUUAUAUAAAAUAUAUAUUAUACUUGUAAAUAAGGAGUCAUUUUUACAAUGUAAUUAUUUAUGUAUGGUGCAAUGUGUAUAUGGACAAGAGGAAAAAAAUGGAAAAUGCACUUUGGCUUAUAUAUAUAUAUAUAUAUGUAUGUAUGUAUGUAUAUAUAUAUAUAUAAGAAUAAAAAAAUCUUUCAAUACCAAUUUGAGAAAUAUACAGCAAAAUUAGGAAGAGCCUGGAUUUGGUGUAUAGUUUUCAUAUGCUAUUAAUAUCCAGACAAAAAGCUAACACCUUUCACACAUUGAUAAUAAAG
Lampris incognitus (smalleye Pacific opah) is the source of this 2512-nucleotide messenger RNA. It is a transcript of the gene smad6b, whose product is annotated as SMAD family member 6b. Bases 651 to 2132 code for a protein of 493 amino acids. NCBI's taxonomy places the organism in Eukaryota, Metazoa, Chordata, Actinopteri, Lampriformes, Lampridae. Gene Ontology annotation, biological process: transforming growth factor beta receptor signaling pathway; cell differentiation; regulation of transcription by RNA polymerase II. Gene Ontology annotation, molecular function: I-SMAD binding; transcription regulator inhibitor activity. The transcript is spliced from 4 exons. The record is from RefSeq and is a predicted model, not a curated record. Gene Ontology annotation, cellular component: heteromeric SMAD protein complex.